Molecule: messenger RNA, 978 nt
Organism: Brassica napus (rape)
Lineage: Eukaryota; Viridiplantae; Streptophyta; Magnoliopsida; Brassicales; Brassicaceae
Product: signal recognition particle 14 kDa protein-like
Exons: 5
Coding region: 158-529 (123 amino acids)
Biological process (GO): SRP-dependent cotranslational protein targeting to membrane
Cellular component (GO): signal recognition particle, endoplasmic reticulum targeting
Molecular function (GO): endoplasmic reticulum signal sequence receptor activity; 7S RNA binding
Source: RefSeq, a predicted model, not a curated record
AUAUUUAUUUAUAUAGAUAUUCUUCUCUUUCUCCGACCGGUGGGUGUUCGAAAGCAGACCAUCAGCUUCUCUAAUCUCCGUGAUCCAAAACAGAAGAAGAAGUUUCUUUUUCAGUGCUUGAGGAUCUGCAACAAGUAUCCAGCUGAGAUUUUCAACAAUGGUUUUACUACAGUUGGAUCCGUUUCUGAAUGAACUCACGAGCAUGUUCGAGAAAAGCAAAGAGAAAGGUUCUGUGUGGGUCACUUUGAAAAGAUCAUCUUUGAAGUCUAAGCUGCAGAAGAGGAAACUGAGCGCUGCUGGAGAAUCCAUAGAGUACAGAUGCCUUAUUCGAGCUACUGAUGCUAAGAAAACUAUUUCUACUUCGGUUGGUGCCAAGGAUCACCAGAGAUUUCAAGCAUCAUAUGCCACCAUUCUUAAAGCUCACAUGACUGCUUUGAAGAAGAGGGAGAGGAAAGACCGGAAGAAAUCCACAGAAGCAGACAAGAAAGAAAGCACUUCUUCAACCACUACUAAACCCAAGAAACUUUGAUCUUCUCUUUUUUUUUUCUUUUGUAUUCUCAUUUGAUUUGCAGUUGUUGCUUAUAAAUUGAAUUUUGAAAAGAUAUUAAUCAUUUAUUGAAAAGCCUGAAGACAAACCUAAAAAGGAAACCUUAAUUGUGAUUAUGAAUCUCUUCAAGUAACAAAAGCGACACUGACAAGGGUGUUUAAUCGAACUGUUGUUCAUCAGUCUUUGAGUCGACAUAAGCCUUGAGGACUUGCUUGUACUUGUCGGGACUGUCGUACCAGGUAGGCGUGUUGAUGAUCGCCUUCUCUAGCCAGUACUCGUCAUACUCUCUCGGCUUCGACAUGGUCUCCAUGAAUCUAUUCCAACCAUCCAAGGCUCGUGUCAACCGAACAGUCUUAGGCUUUCCCGUAAGAAACCUAAAGUAAUCUCUCGCAAGCUUCAUCAACUCCUCCCCAUUGAUAAUGUAAGUGUAC